Molecule: messenger RNA, 3744 nt
Organism: Prorocentrum cordatum
Lineage: Eukaryota; Dinophyceae; Prorocentrales; Prorocentraceae
Source: the annotation of a GenBank genome assembly
AUGAACCUGCUGGACGAGAGGCGGCGGCAGGUGAAGCAGCUGGAGCGCCGCAAGAGGCUGGGCGGCGUCACGGCGGUCUUCGAGGACCUCAAGCGGACGCUCGUCUGGGAGCCGCCCCCGCCUGCGAGCCCCUCGGCCCAGCCAGACGCCACCUCGCCCCGCGGCUCGCCGCGGAGCGCCCGGGAGCCCCGCGGCCGGGCGCGCGUCGAGAUCCCCGAGCUCAAAGGCCCGCCGACGGCGCACGAGGUGGUGCUGCAGCUGUACCAGGUCCUCACGGCCUGGUACCUGACCGUGCGCGGCGGGGCCUACCGGCGCAGGCGCGCCCAGCUGCGGGGCGCGCUGGCCUGGGAGGGCCCAGCGAGGGCCCGCGCCCUGAUGGACGUGCGCACCAUGCUGGUCGACGCCCAGCGAGUGUCGUGGUUCAGCGCUCCAGUGAGGUACCCUCACUGUGCGGCGGGCGACGUGCCUUGUUCUUCUUCUGACCAUGCCGAUGCAGGGGCCGCCCAGCCUCCGCGCGGAGACGCAGCGGGACUUCGCUGGGCUCGUCGACAGCGUGCGCCAGAGGCUCCACGCCAUGGUCGCGUCCGAGAAGGAGAACCUGGCCGAGCGGGACCGGGAGGUGGUGCAUCAGUGGAUGUUCCAGGACAACACAAAGGAUCUGGGGACGUCAAGAAGCUUCGCAGGCAGGGCGAGCAGGCCGAUCGCCAGCUGGAGGCGGCGAAGGAGCUCCUGGUGAAGGCCCCCGCCUUCCUGCGGCUCGUGGAGCUCGUGCACGCCACGUUCUUGACCUGGAGCGUGGAGGACGCGGCGACGCUCCUGCUGCAGGCCUUCCAGGACACCUCCUCCUUGCAGCUGCCAGUCAUGGCAUACCCCGGGCUGGCCCCCGCCAGCACCUCCGGCGCUGCCGCCGCGGCUGUCUUCCAGACGAGCCCGAGCCACGUCGAGGUACAGGGGCAUUUGAACGCUUUGCUCGAAGCCGUGGUGGACGCGGCGGAGCCCCUCCUCGAGAUCCAACAGAAGGAUCCGCCGCAGGAGAAUCCCAGUUCCCGCAGCGCAGACGGCGAGGCUGAUGGGCUGGAGCGCGCGGGCAAGGAGGAGACCAGCCUGAUACGACUCUACCUUUCCUCAUCGCGACCCUACAGGCAAGCGGUCAAGGGCCUGGACAGGCAGCUCAAGCGCUGCUUCCGGGCCGCGGAGAGGUGCCUGCGGGGUGCCCACGAGCAGCUCGGGGAGCCGCUGUCCGUGCACGCCGCCCUGCUCGCCUGUCUCUACGCGGACCGCCCAGGCCUCGCCCGCCACAUCGCCCACUGGGGCCCGCCCGGCUGCGGACCCGAGCCCGGGGCGACUGCGAUCGGCAACAGGCUGCUGGCCGACUUCGUCUUCUUCUGGCUCGCAGGGCCCCACGCGCACCUGGGCGAGGCGAGGCAGAUCCUGCAGCCCCUCUUCCACUGCGUCGCCAUGGUGUGCGCGAGCGACCCAGGGCUGAGCCUCGAGACGGCUCCCCUGCCAGCCGGGGGCCUCGGCCAGCCGCCUCGGGGCGGCCCGGCGGUCGUCGAGGAAGCGGGCGAGGCAACAGCUGGAGGCGCUGGCUGCGCCCGCCUCUACCCGGCGUUCCGCGACGUGCAGCGCGCGUCCGCGAGCCUCUCGGACCUGCUGCUGAGGCAGGUCGUGCGCGAGGGGAAGUUCGCCGAGCACGUGGAGGGCUUCCCGGAGGGCCUCGAGCAGGCGCCCGCGCUAUGCAGCUGGUUCCGGGAGCUGGUCGAGAGGUGCCAGCGCUGGCACGACGCGGUGAAGGGCAUGCGCCAGGUGCACCAGUGCGGGCCCUUGAGGCUGGACAUGAGCUUCCUGAGCUUCUCCGCGGCGCAGGUGCCAGCGGCACUGCUGGGCGCCGGGGCCUACCUGCUCAACCUAUACGCGGUCCGCAGCGGCCGGACCCUCUUUCGCAGCGUCCAGGCGGCCCUGGGAGAUAUAGCCACGGAGCCUGCCAGCCUGGCCGAGAUCGUGCGCGAGAUGCUGCUCCUUCGCGGAAUGCACGCCCGAACGCUCGAGUACAGAAAAGACCACAAGCGUCUCGAGGAGCUGUACCAGGCUCUCGCGGCUGCAGCCCGCUUGCCCGUGCUGACGACGCCUGUCUCGCGGCUAGUUGGCACCCAGGUGACCUUGCACGUGGACCGCGGUGAAGGGGAGGUUUUGUCGCAGCUCGGCUUCGACAUGUGGAGGCAGCCGGGGGGCGGCCUUUCGACGGCAGCACUGGCGUUCUUGGUGGAGACCGCUGGGGAGUCCCUCGCCCUCGUCGAGACGCGUGCUGGGAGCCUCAUGGGCGACGUGGCCGGCCGCGCCAGCCCUUUCCGGGGCCGCGCCGAGGAGGCGGCGCGCGAGGUGUCCUUGAACGCGGAGGCGCUGCUUUUGGAGAUGGAGUCCGCCCUGUCGCCGUGCGACAGGUUGGCUGAGGACGCGCGCUUGGCAGAGGACCCGCGGUGGACGUCGUGGCUCCGCGACGACGACGACGUCGGCUACGGUGGCCUCGACCCCUCCUCCCCUGCCUUCGGCACGCCGGCGCCCCCGCCGAUACCCCGCAGGCCGCUGGUGAGAACGAUCAGCGGGAAGUCGCCCCCGCUCAGCACAGGCGACCACUACACGCACCAGGAGGUCCAGGCGGCGCUGGCCAGCUUCGAGGGUCCCUGCGCUGAGCUGCAGCGCCGUGGGAGCCUCGUCGCGCAGUACCAGGAGCUCACGGGCGGCGGCGGCCACCCGCUGCCGAGCGCCGCGGACGGCAGGCAUGGAGUGGUGCAGCAGAGGCUGUCGGCACUGCAGGCGUUCUGGGGCAGCGUGCGCGAGUGGGACCGCCUCGUGGACGGCUGGCUGGAGUCGCCCCCGGCAGAUGUCCGCAUCGACGAGGUGCAGCGCCAUGUCCGCAGCACCCUUCGCGCUGCCGCGCGCUGCCCAGAGGGCCACAUGACCCUCCUCCGUCAGCGCGUCGACCGCCUGCGUCGACUGCUGCCGCAGCUCGCGCUGGUGCAGUCCCUGGCAGCUGGCGCCCCGCUGAAGGGCGGCGCGGAGGGCGGUGCGCCCGCGCUGCAUGCGAGGCUCCUGCGCCACUCGCUGCCUGGGCGCACACGCCGCGUACUCCAGACGCUGUCGGAGAUGCUGUGCAGGCGCCCCGCGGACGCCGAGGGCACGAGCAGGCCAGUGCCCAGCUUGGGCGGCGUGAUCCGCAGAGGCUUGCUGAAUGACGGGGAGUACAUUGCCCGGAUCUACCAGCUCGCCGUCGCGGACGACGGGGGCGAGCCCCCCGAGGAGACAGCCGCGCCCGCUGGCGGCGGCGGUGAGCGGGCUGGUGCCGAGGAGGGCGCCCCGCCCAUCGCAGCGGAGGCCGACAUGCCCCCCGUGGAGCAGCGGGCCGAUGGGCCCGCGCCCGGCGGCGCAGCAGAGGCGGCCGCGGCGCAGGAGCUCGCGCCACCCGUGGCCCCGAGGCCACCCUCGGCCCGGCGCGGCAGGCCCACGCCGCCGGCCGCCCCGCGGGCGCCCGCCGCGGCGGUGCCGCUGCCGCCUCCGCUGUGCCGGAAGCCCUGGAGGGACCGCGGCGCGCCGCGCGAGGCCAUGCCGCCGGGCGAGCGGCGCGCCUGGAGGCUGCCGCCCACCGCCGAGCUGGGCGGCGGGCUGGGAGGCGGCGGGGAUGCCCCUCCGCACCGAGAGCAGCUGCGCGGGCUCCGAGGCAGCUUCAGUCGGACGCAGGAGAGCUAG